Molecule: messenger RNA, 1590 nt
Organism: Penicillium cosmopolitanum
Lineage: Eukaryota; Fungi; Ascomycota; Eurotiomycetes; Eurotiales; Aspergillaceae
Exons: 1
Coding region: 1-1590 (529 amino acids)
Biological process (GO): transmembrane transport; carbohydrate transport
Cellular component (GO): membrane
Molecular function (GO): carbohydrate:proton symporter activity
Source: RefSeq, a predicted model, not a curated record
AUGUCGGAGCAAAUCCCCGACUUCGCCAACGUGAUUGAAAAGGCUCAUCGGGCAUCCAACUUUGAGCACAGCUUGACCAAUCGCGAUGCCUUCAAGAUAUUCCCCAAGGCAAUCGGAUUUUCGCUCGUCCUUUCUCUUGCUAUCAUCAUGGAGGGAUAUGACACCUCCCUUCUCGGCUCAUUCUAUGCCUACCCCACCUUCCGCGAGAAAUUCGGAGUCCAAACCGAAGCAAGUGGCUAUCAAGUUACCUCGAAUUGGCAAACUGGCCUGCAGAAUGGAACCAACGUUGGCCAGAUCCUCGGUCUAAUAUUUGCCGGUCUCAUUGCAGACCGCUUCGGCUACAAGAAGACUAUGCUGGGCGCGUUGAUUGCGCUGAUCUGCUUUAUUUUCCUCAUGUUCUUCGCCCAAAAUAUUAUCAUGUUGCUGGUCGGUGAAGUUCUCUGUGGUAUUCCAUGGGGAGCCUUCCAAACCUUGACAACGACUUACGCCGCCGAAGUUAGUCCUAUCGUCCUUCGACCAUACCUGACAACGUACGUGAACCUCUGCUGGGUCACUGGGCAGUUUAUCUCUGCCGGAAUCCUGCGUGGACUCUUGGGACGUACUGAUCAAUGGGGCUGGCGGAUACCAUACGCAAUCCAAUGGGUGUGGCCUAUUCCUAUUAUCAUUGGUGUUCUCUUCGCACCUGAGUCUCCGUGGUGGCUCGUCCGACAUGGGAGAACCGAAGAUGCAAAGCGAUCUCUCAAUCGCUUGUCCAGACCCCAGGUCUCAGAAUAUGAUCCUGAAGAUGCUGUUGCAUUAAUGAUCCUCACGAAUGCCAACGAAAAGAUCUCCCGGGAGGGUGUAUCAUACUGGGACUGUUUCAAGGGCGUUGAUAUCCGCCGUACAGAGAUCGUCUGCUGCGUCUGGAUGUGCCAAGUCUUCUGUGGUAUCUGGUAUGGUGGUAACAUCGUAUAUUUCCUGCAACAAAUCAAUUUCAGCAACGAGCAAGCCUUCAACUUCGGACUCGGAUUGAACGCCGUUGGCUGGUGUGGUACCGUCUGCUCAUGGUUCGUGAGGCAGCGAGUUGGUCGACGCAAGUUGUUCGUCACCGGUCUAGGAAUCUUAUUCUGCAUCCUGAUGCUGGUUGGAUUCCUCGGUAUCCCGAGUGGCAAGAAUGCAGGAAUUAGCUACGCCUCGGCUGCCCUUUUGAUGGUUUUCGUCUUCACUUAUGAUCUGACCGUUGGGCCUGUUACCUAUUGUCUUAUUUCCGAGAUUCCGUCUACUCGUCUUCGGAUCAAAAGUACCGUUCUUGCUCGUGACUGCUACAAUGUUGCCAGUAUCGUUGCCAACUUCUUGAACCCGCCCAUCCUCAACCCUUCCGCCUGGGAUUUGAAGGGCAAGGGUGGAUUUAUCUGGGCCCCCUUUUGUCUCGUCUGUUUUGUCUGGUCUUUCUUCCGUCUCCCCGAGCCCAAAGGGCGAACUCCGGCUGAACUGGAUAUUUUGUUCGAGAAGAAGGUUCCUGCUCGCAAGUUCACCAAGUUUGAGGUUACGCCGUUUCGAUCGGCUAACUUUGAGGUUGUCGACACGAAUGCUCUGUCGGAGAAGUACUAG